GGGUCACGGCGCAGGCGCGCUGGGAGGGAGGGCUAUGCUAAUGUUGUUGAUAUCCUGGGGCCACCCUAGUUAAAGGGGGGGAAAUCCGGGGGCUGCCGCAGCCGCCACCGGUGUGGGCCCAGCCUGGGCACCCCUGUAGUCGCCGUAGCCCCGGGGAGAGGCGCCUGCCCCCAGCUCGGGGAGGGGGCGCCGCGGGCCCGGGGAGCACGGACAACCCCUACCCAUGAGGCCCUGAUGGAAAGCACAAAGGAUCUGAGUCGGAAGAGACAUUAGAGGUCACCCAAAGCAGCCGUCCCCUCCGCAGCCUCUCUGACAAGUGCUUUUCAGGUUCAUACUUAAGGAUUCGUAGCUUUCUCCUGAAGAACUGAAAGCCCAUUCAUGUGAAUUAUUUAUUUUAUCAUACAUCCUUCCUGUGUGCCAUCAACAUGGAGACAAGACCUUCCACCAGCUAAAAGAUUACCACUCACUGACGACUCAGAUGAUGGUUAACUUUGUUUAGCAAUAAAGUAUCUUUAAUUAAGAUUGAACAUUCUUCACAAUCCGAGAGGAAAAGAAGAGACUGGUUCGGGAUGUUUGACGGUUAUGAUAGCUGCAGUGAGGACACAAGUAGCAGCUCCAGCUCUGAGGAGAGUGAAGAAGAAGUUGCUCCUUUACCUUCUAAUCUCCCAAUUAUUAAAAACAAUGGACAAGUCUACACAUAUCCGGAUGGGAAAUCUGGCAUGGCUACCUGCGAAAUGUGUGGGAUGGUUGGUGUGCGAGAUGCUUUUUACUCUAAAACAAAGCGUUUCUGCAGCGUUUCAUGUUCAAGAAGUUAUUCGUCAAAUUCCAAGAAGGCAAGCAUUUUGGCCAGACUUCAGGUAACGGGUAAGCCUCCAACAAAGAAAGCUAAAGUUCUUCAGAAACAACCUUUAGUUGCUAAACUAGCCGCAUAUGCUCAGUAUCAAGCUACCUUGCAAAAUCAAGCAAAGACUAAAGCAGUAGUCUCCAUGGAAGGUUUCAGCUGGGGCAACUACAUCAAUAGCAAUAGCUUUAUAGCAGCUCCAGUUACCUGCUUUAAACAUGCACCUAUGGGGACCUGCUGGGGUGAUAUCUCAGAGAAUGUGAGAGUAGAAGUUCCCAAUACAGACUGCAGCCUGCCUACCAAAGUCUUCUGGAUUGCUGGGAUUGUAAAACUAGCAGGUUACAAUGCCCUGUUAAGAUAUGAAGGAUUUGAAAAUGACUCUGCUCUAGACUUCUGGUGCAAUGUGUGUGGUUCUGAUAUCCAUCCAGUUGGUUGGUGUGCAGCCAGUGGAAAACCUCUUGUCCCUCCUAGAACUAUUCAGCAUAAGUAUGCUAACUGGAAAGCUUUUCUAGUGAAACGACUUACUGGUGCCAAAACACUUCCUCCCGAUUUCUCACAAAAGGUUUCAGAGAGCAUGCAGUACCCUUUCAAACCUUGCAUGAGAGUAGAAGUGGUCGACAAGAGGCAUUUGUGUCGAACACGAGUAGCAGUGGUGGAGAGUGUCAUUGGAGGAAGAUUAAGAUUGGUGUAUGAAGACAGUGAAGACAGAACAGAUGACUUCUGGUGCCACAUGCACAGCCCGUUAAUCCAUCAUAUCGGUUGGUCUCGAAGCAUAGGCCAUCGAUUCAAAAGAUCUGAUAUUACAAAGAAACAGGAUGGACAUUUUGAUACACCACCACAUUUAUUUGCUAAGGUAAAAGAAGUAGACCAGAGUGGGGAAUGGUUCAAGGAAGGAAUGAAAUUGGAAGCUAUAGACCCAUUAAAUCUUUCCACAAUAUGUGUCGCAACCAUUAGAAAGGUGCUAGCUGACGGAUUCCUGAUGAUUGGGAUCGAUGGCUCAGAAGCAGCAGAUGGAUCUGACUGGUUCUGUUAUCACGCAACCUCCCCUUCUAUUUUCCCUGUUGGUUUCUGUGAAAUUAACAUGAUUGAACUUACUCCACCUAGAGGUUACACUAAACUUCCUUUUAAAUGGUUUGACUACCUCAGGGAAACGGGCUCCGUUGCAGCACCAGUAAAACUGUUUAAUAAGGAUGUUCCAAAUCACGGAUUUCGUGUAGGAAUGAAAUUAGAAGCAGUAGAUCUCAUGGAGCCACGUUUAAUAUGUGUAGCCACAGUAACUCGAAUUAUUCAUCGUCUCUUGAGGAUACAUUUUGAUGGAUGGGAAGAAGAGUAUGAUCAGUGGGUAGACUGUGAGUCCCCUGACCUCUAUCCUGUAGGGUGGUGUCAGUUAACUGGAUAUCAACUACAGCCUCCAGCAUCACAGUCGUCAAGAGAAAGCCAAUCAGGUUCGUCAAAACAGAAGAAAAAGGCUAAGUCCCAGCAAUACAAAGGACAUAAGAAAAUGACUACAUUGCAGCUGAAGGAGGAGUUGAUAGACGGAGAGGACUACAGCUUCCUCCAAGGAGCGUCUGAUCAGGAAAGCAACGGCUCUGCCAACUUCUACAUCAAACAAGAGCCCUGAGUGGCUCAGACACUGAGGGUGGGCGGGGAAGACUUUUACACGGGACUGCUUUGUAGUCAGUCCAGCUGUACAGCGGGGCUAUUCUACUGGGACAUUUUGCUAAACAUAGAAAAUUUCAGUUCCGGAUUUUUCAGGCGGGUGGGGAAACUAUUUUAGUCAUGGGGGGAAAUUUUUCAAUUUAUAAAGAUGGACAAUUUUUGUGUUGUAUUUGAAGAUUUUGAAAGAAUUUUGUAAUAUUUUACACAUUUGGAUUUAUGUGCAUUGUUAACAAGAACUGAAAUUCUAACUUUUUGGUAAGAUUAAAAGUUUAGGUAGCAGGAUUGAAGGAAAUGAUUUAAGAAGGAUAUAGUUGUAAAAUGCAAGUGAACUGUCCACACAAAUGAACCUUUUUGGUACCUGUCGGGAGAUUUGGGGAUUUCCGAAGUUAGGCCAGUCACAUCUCCAGCUUCCUUUGCUGCAGAAAUAUGCAACUGAACCCCCUCCUGGAGGGCCGGUUCGGCACCACAUAGAUCACGGAAGGGGUAAUCGGCUCUGCUUGUUGGCGUUUCAUUGCAGCCCAUUUUAAACAUUUGUACAGAAGUGUUUUUCAUUCUGUGAACAUUUAUUUGGAGUUCUAUAUGAAACUGGAAGAACUCUGGAUACUUUUAUAUGUUCUUUAAUUUAAAAAUGAUGAAAAUUAUCCUAACACUAAAGUGUUAACUGGAAUGGUUGACCAGAUAGAUAUACAGGAUGUCAGUCUACAUUUUGGGGGGUUGGGGAAAAUGCAAUAUUAUCCUAAGUUUCUUUCAUUUUCCUUACUAAAAAGUAUGCUACAGAAGGGAGUUUGAUGAGUUCUCUGCCACCUCCCUCCAUUUGUGAGAUAGUACUUGGAAUAACCACACCCCAAAACAGAUGUUCUGUAUCGGGAGAAUCAAAUUCUAAGUUGUUUAAAGCCAAAAUAAGUUUAAGAUUUCAAAAUCAUUCCAGCCAUGCUUUUAACUAUCCUGGAUUUGUUAGAAAUUAAUUUGAAAGAGAAUUUAAUUUUCUUGAAAUUCCAUAUAUAUAUAUAUACAGUAUGAAUUGUCUUUAUUUGUGUUCAGAAUUAGUUUUAACAAUAAUUACUGAUUUGGACCAUUUUGAACAUUCCCUGUUUUUAAAGUUCACGUGGCUUCCUUUCAGAAAAAAGGAUCGAAGGGUAAAUUGGUGAAAGGUUUGCUCUCUGCAUGUUCUGACUUUCUGAGUUGUGACUGAAUGAGAGAGCUCUAGCGUUUACCAGUGGGGUUCAUAAACUAAACUCUCAGGAAUUACUGCAUCUGUUGUAGAAGUGCUUCUGGGUCUUAGCCUGGCCUCUUCAGAGUGGUAACACUGACCAUCUCCUCUGGAAUAUAGGUAGGGCUAAUUAGAAAUUAAUCAAAAUGAUUAAACUCUACAGUCCUUCAACCUAUGGAAUGCUUUAAAAAUGUUAGUGGAAAGUCCCAGGAGACCAUUUUAAGUAAGAUUUUUGUUUGAAUUUUAAAAUUCAUAGAACGUUAAAAACCAGCAAUUUAUUUUCUAAAAUAAUGCUCUACUUUUGGGAAUAAUAGCAUUGGUAAUACGCACAGGUUUACCUCAUUCUAUGCAAGAGGGGUUAAUAACAUAAGGUUUUGUAGUUGCUACUGGAAGUAAAAUUUGUUACUUUAUAGUGUAAGAAUUUAUGGAAUCGCAUGUCGACAUUUCUUAAUACUGAUUCUUUAGGGGCAUAAAUGUAUAUCAUAUCAAUGCCAAGUUGAUUCUCAUGUGUCAAAUAUAUGUGAAUUCAGCUUUUAAAUUACUGGAUAUUUAUCUUAAACAUUACCGAGAGGGACCUACUGUAAAUGUGACAUCCUCACACUUUCCAAAUCUUUAACUUGUAAGGAUCUUCCCAUAAACUUAAAGCCUAGAAGACUUCCAAAGCAAGAGUUACAACCAUCUUUAUUCUCAGACUCAGUGAAUUCAGUCCAGGACUCUGACUGCACGAUGUGUGCACAAGAAGCCAGUUGUAUGGCGUGCUCUGCCAGUACCUUGGGCUUAAGGGCUCUGCAGGGAACUGAAUAAGUCAGGAGAGAUUUGAUUUGGAGCCUGGUAAUUAGAUCUGUGAAAUGCUCAUUUGUUCAUAAGCUUCCAGUUCUAGAGCGAAACCAGGCUCUGGGAGUUUCUGAAUUUCCCCCCUGCUCAUGGUGUUUCUCCUCUUGAUCCCAUGGCCAACAGUUAAAGGUUGGUAAGGACUUCCUACAGUGUAAACACAUCUGCAGCCCUCUUCGUUGUGCAGACUUGACUCCUCCUGCCGACGACCGGAGAUGAGUUCACGCGGAGGAGGUUCAUGAAUUAGCCAUAACUCCAAUAGUACAGCUCAAUAGCCCCGUUCUCUUUUACGGUUCAAGAUGUACUGCUGACCUUGGGUUUGUUUUUGUUUUUGUUUUUUCCUGGUAGGAUUAUUUGGGGCUUUUGGUAGUUUAAACUCUUUAACCUUUUUUUGCUGUGUAUGAGGAAAGCUAAAGCUGUUAUCAACUUCUUAUUCUACGGAUACUAACACGGGUUUUCAGUGUUUGUUUGUUUUUAUUAUUAUUAAUUUUGCGUGAUGUGAAUACCCUCUCCCAUCAAUAUUUGUAUUAUGGUGCUAUAUAUUUGGUAAUGAUCCUUUACUAUUUGGGAAGGGAUUUUAAAAAUACUGUGAUUAAACUGGGUUUCUUCCUUUGAUUUUCAUAUUUUAAAUAUAAAGCCACAGUCAUUUAUACGAAAGAAAAGCAUCUGUCCCUGGGCAAAUCUUUUGAGGACAGAGGUCAAAAUAAACUGCAUAAGGUUUUUACAUCAUUUCUGUAUGUAUUUGAUAUAUAGACCAAUAUCUGUACAAAUUUAAUCUUUUAUUUUCUUGGUAACUUGUGAUCAUUGAGAAAGUAUUUGAAACUUUCUCAGGAAGUGUAUAUAAUGGCGUGAAAAAUUCUUUGGAGAAAUUUAUGUUCCUUUCAUUUUUACCAAAUUGCAAAUUUUCAGCAUGGAUGUAAAAGCAUUAAAAUUAUAACUUUGUGUACAAGAUGAAAAUAAUUCACUAAAUUUGCCCUUUUUUACACAAAAUAAAAUAUUAAAGUUAA
Messenger RNA from Phyllostomus hastatus (greater spear-nosed bat), 5548 nucleotides. It is a transcript of the gene MBTD1, whose product is annotated as mbt domain containing 1. Gene Ontology annotation, biological process: regulation of DNA-templated transcription. The transcript is spliced from 19 exons. Bases 570 to 2462 code for a protein of 630 amino acids. Gene Ontology annotation, molecular function: zinc ion binding. The record is from RefSeq and is a predicted model, not a curated record. Gene Ontology annotation, cellular component: nucleus. Lineage: Eukaryota; Metazoa; Chordata; Mammalia; Chiroptera; Phyllostomidae.